AUGAAUUGUUAAUCUGUGAUAUCUGAAAGUUUAGAAACAUACUUAAAAAUUACUCAAGAAACAAUGAAUUCUACUUAAAAUUUCAUUAGCGUAUUGAAAGUUAUUUUUCAAUUAGAAGAAUCAUAUUCCAAAAGUCUUGAAAAAAUUGGUAGUAAAACUUCAAUAAUAUAGGAUAAUAAAUUUCAAGUCUAAUUAAUGAAAAAGAUGGAACUAUGGACUUAUUCAUUAUUUUAAGAAGUUAUCUAUUUAUAAAAUCAGAAUAAGCUAAUUGCUUUGCUAUGUAGUUAAAAAAUACAUUAAUAUAAGAAUAACAAGAAUUUUUUAUAAAGUAAGAUAAUUUAAAAAAAAAAUUGCAUUAAUUUAGUUUAGCAAAUAAGAAAGAGUAUCAACAAAAUUCCUAUACUUUGAAUUUUUUAAUAAAACAAUACAAAACAUCUAUAGAAGAGGAAAAACAAUAUUAGAUUAAUCGAUUCCAUAAAAAAUAAUCUAGUUAUGCUGUUAGUGAAUUAAGUUUUCAAAAUUUUAUUACAAUAUAUAAUUAAUUUGUAGAUGCUUGUAGUAAUGAAAUUCUGAAUUUUUAGGAGCAACUUAAAAUUUAAGAGUUAGAGAGAAAAAACUUACUGUAAGAUACUCAUUUAAAGUUUAUAAUGUUUGAAAUAUCAGUAAUCAGAAAUUUAUAAUAUGAUUUGACAGGGAUAAGUUAAAAAUUAGAAUAAUAUAAAUCUAAUAAUGUUUUGGAAUAAUUGUUUAACAAAAAUAUCAACUUAGAGAAAAUUGAUUUUGAAACCUAUAAGAGAAAUAUUUAUUUGUAGUUAAAUUUUAAACCAGAUACCCAAUUAUUAAGUAAAGUCAAAAAACCAAUUUUUGAUUAAGUUAAAUCUAAAGAUUAAGAAAAUAAUGAAUUAUUUUCAGAAGAGAGUCUAUGUUAUUUGAAAAUGUUCCAAAAUGUUCUUUUAUAUAAUAAUAUCACUGAUGAUUUAAUUCAGAGAUUGAGUGAAUUGUUGGAAGUAGCUUUACCUUAUAGUUAUACUUAAUGUUUAGAAUAGGUUCUUUAAAAGUUGAUUUCAGAAAAAAAUUAAAAAUAAGAUCUUCAACAUUACCAAGUCUCACAUGAAAAUUAUCUUUCAGUUCAAAAAUUACUAAUUACUUUACUUGACCAUUGUGAUAAAUAUUAAGAUUAUCCAACAGCUAUUUUAGAAGCUUGUUUAUUGGCAAAAAAAAUAUUUAAGAGAGUAUAUUUACCAACUGAAAAUAAAGAAAUUAACCUAAGUGUAUUUGGUAUGUUAUAGGUUAAAUUUUAUAGAAGGUUUAAUGAACCAUUAAGUCAUUUAAAAUUCAUAAAUAUGGAUUGACUAUGCAAUCAAUCUGUAAAAGUCAACUUCCAAUAAUAAUUGUCUUUCUUAAGAAAAUUGUACAAAUUUUUAAUUAUUUUAGAUAUGAAAAAUUGUUAAUUUUAGUUUUAAGAAAGCAAAUAUAUAGAUGUACUUUAAUAAAUUGGAUGUAAUAAAAAAAUUAUAAAGAAUAUUGAAAUUAUUUUUAAUACUAAAAAUUUAAAUGGUCAAAACUAAGUUUAAUGA
Paramecium sonneborni is the source of this 1577-nucleotide messenger RNA. The record is from the annotation of a GenBank genome assembly. Lineage: Eukaryota; Ciliophora; Oligohymenophorea; Peniculida; Parameciidae.